Molecule: messenger RNA, 786 nt
Organism: Penicillium argentinense
Lineage: Eukaryota; Fungi; Ascomycota; Eurotiomycetes; Eurotiales; Aspergillaceae
Product: DUF3431 domain-containing protein
Exons: 2
Coding region: 1-786 (261 amino acids)
Source: RefSeq, a predicted model, not a curated record
AUGGUGGAAAGGCAUAAAAUCAAGGUUCCCUUAGCAAAACUGGCUGGCACUCCUUCCAAGGAUCAAACACCUUACAACCCCAUGGGAGACAGUCCCUUACAGCGUUAUGUUCCGCCCCACGAGACGGCAGAGGAUGUGACCAUUGUAGCUGCAAAGGCAGGCUCAGAAGACACAAGCUGGAUCUACGACUUUUGUGACGAAUACCGAUGCACUGCCUACCUCUACUCCCUUGACGAGAACCCCAGCGACGACUUCUUGACCCCCUACUCCCGACGAGGCCACGAGGCGAGCGCAUACCUCACAUACAUCAUCGAUAACUAUCAAAACCUCGCACCGUACACCAUCUUCAUCCACGGUCGUACCGACCAAUGGCAUAAUGAUGUGGCAGGUCCGAAUACCAGGAACGUCCUUGCGAACCUCCGCUAUGAAGCUGUCAGCAUAAACGGAUACGUGAACCUGCGUUGCACAAACCGGCCUGGAUGCCCGAGUACAAUGCAUCAAGCCUUCCCCGUGGCUAUCGAUGAGGACUACCAGUACAUGAUUGAUCAGCUUCCUCAGAUCCUGUGGGAACUUCUGAGAAUUGACCCCAGCGAGACUCCUGAUGAUAUCGGCCAUCAGUGCUGUGCGCAGUUUGCCGUGAGUCGGGAGCGGAUUCAGGAAAGGCCUGUGGAAGACUAUAUCCGGAUCUUGAAUUGGAUUGCGAAUACAGACAUUACUGAUAAUUAUGGUCUUGGGUGGUUGAUUGAGAAGCUUUGGCAUAUUAUUUUUGGGAUGCCUGCAGUAUAG